AUGUGGUAUUUAACAUUGUUUGCCUUCGGCCUGUCUUUCCUGACUGUACGUGGAAAUGAUUACAACUUCCUCUUCAACGCUACCAAAUUGCCGAACAAGGCUGUAACACCAACGUUAGCAAAUGGACAUCUCGGAUUCGUAGUGUACGGGGACUCCGUCCAUCUGAACGGUGUUUACAAUGGUUUGAAAGGAGUAAGCCACCGUGCACGAAUUCCAAACUUCGCCAACAUUCAGCUUGCAAACUGUUCGUCAAUGCAAACGCAACCGAAAAACUGCCGCUAUCAGUUGGAUAUGAGGAGUGGCAAGUUCCGGACCACGUUGGAAGAUCCUGCCGGCGGUUACAGGGUGCAUCACGAAGUCUAUCCGAAUAGAUAUUUCGAUCAAACGAUCGUAAACCGGAUACACGUUCGAAGGAUGAAAUCGAAACAACUGUUGGAAAUAGAAACCCGCCAGCUGAUGGGAUCUAAGAGUGUGGAUCUGCAAGUAAAUCCAUUGGAGAAUCUGAAUGUUGACGGUGACGGAUACCUGCUGUUGUGCGGCAGGACUAAGCAAGUGGAAGAUCUGAAGUUCCAAACCGAAGGACAUCAGGUGUGCGUUGCAUACAAGCAAGUUCCGCGUACAUUAACGCUCACUCCUGAGGAAACGGAUCGUGAAUAUGUAUACUUGACCGUUUUCUCGCACUCACGGGAAGAAGUCGAAAAGGAACUUCGUGGUCUCAAAACGAACGAUCACGAAAGGAUGCAUCGGGUGGAGAUGGAUCGAAUGUGGCAAAAAUAUGGUAUCCGUGUAGAAGGAAACGAGCGAUUAGAUCGAGUUAUUAAAGCAAGCGCGUUCUACUUGUCGAGCUCACUUCCUUCCCAGUCGUCAUUCCAACCGGGCAGCUAUCCGUUCUACGGACUUUCUCCAUCAGGGUUAGGUCGUGGGGGCAAGGAGCUGACCGAGUAUCAGGGACACAGCUUCUGGGAUACGGAAAUGUGGAUGUUUCCUCCGAUCCUGCUGCUCGAUCCGUUGAAUGCGCGUAAACUUCUACAUUACCGAACACUGGUCACGGAAGCGGCCGCCGAUUAUGCUCGUGCUAAUGGUUACGAGGGUUGGCAGUACGCUUGGGAGUCGGCUUUUACAGGGCGCGAAGUGACGCCGGACUUUUGUCCACAGGUACCGGAGUAUCAGCACCACAUAACCGCUGACGUUGCAUACGCGGCCCGGCUAUACUAUUACGCGACGGGCGAUCUUGACUGGUUGCGUACGGAUGCGUGCCGUUUGGCGUACGAAACGGCACGGUUUUGGAAAAGUAGAGUAGAUUACAAUGCUGACACGGACACGUUCGACAUUGGAAGAAUAAUGGGCCCGGAUGAGGACCAUCACAACGUCACGAACAGUAUCUACACGAAUGUGAUUGCGGCACACAACUUGUUCUUCGGUGCGUUCGUGGGUUGUCACUGUCGAGCGUCGCUUCCGGAUGCUUCCGAGGAAGAGUUUGCCGAGUUCCUAAGGGUAGCUAAAAGUAUCACACUGCCAUACAACGCGCAGUACGAUGUGCAUCCGGAGUAUAAGGAGUACACGUUCGGUACACAAAUCAAGCAAGCGGACGUUGUGCUUUUAGGUUACCCAUUAGAGUUUCCGAUGAAAGAGUCAACGAAAGCAAAUAAUCUCCGGCUCUACUCGAUGGUAACGCGCCCCGAUGGUCCAGCCAUGACGUGGGCAAUUCACACGAUUGGUCAUCUCGAUCUGAACGAACUGGACCAUGCCGCGGCGAUGUUCCGCAAGAGCUACAAACAGUACCUGCGCGCACCGUUCCAUGUGUGGAGCGAAAAUGGUGAAGGUGCCGACGGUGCCGGAAACUUUAUUACCGGUGCGGGAGGUUUCCUUCAAUCGCUCAUCAACGGAUAUGCAGGAGUUCGGUUAAGACACGGCAAGUUGGUUAUUAAUAACCCUCGGUUGCCACCGGGAACAACGAGACUCUUUCUACCACAGCUCAACUACGGUGGAGUACAGUUCUCACUCGACAUAGGACAAAACAGUUUCCGUAUUACGUUCGGAACUGGCACGCAAGCUGCCUUUGAAGCUCUCAGCCUGCUCGUAGACGAUCUCGAGCGUGAUCUUUUCGAAGGGUGUGAAUACACGGGAAGCAAAACUGGUGUACUUUUGUUACGCCAAAAACGUGAUACCACUGCUACUACUUGCAUGUUGCAUGAUACCGUCCUAGGAAUGCAAUUAGCCGAUCAGAACGGACGACUGUUUACGGCGACGCAGUUAAUCGUAGUGUCACUGGUCAUUGGAUUGCUUGGCGUGCUGUACAGCAUUUACGUAGCGCUCCGCAGCAAGCGUACCCGCGGUAAAGUGACUGAAAAGGAAAUCAUAAGCAAAAGACUUCGAAAGAAACAAAAAAAUAAAUCAACCAAAUAA
Anopheles marshallii is the source of this 2406-nucleotide messenger RNA. RefSeq names its product protein-glucosylgalactosylhydroxylysine glucosidase-like. The transcript has 4 exons. Gene Ontology annotation, molecular function: catalytic activity. Gene Ontology annotation, biological process: carbohydrate metabolic process. The record is from RefSeq and is a predicted model, not a curated record. Lineage: Eukaryota; Metazoa; Arthropoda; Insecta; Diptera; Culicidae. Bases 1 to 2406 code for a protein of 801 amino acids.